This is a messenger RNA of Fomitopsis serialis, 1647 nucleotides long. Its product is annotated as major facilitator superfamily domain-containing protein. The transcript is spliced from 9 exons. Gene Ontology annotation, biological process: transmembrane transport. Lineage: Eukaryota; Fungi; Basidiomycota; Agaricomycetes; Polyporales; Fomitopsidaceae. The record is from RefSeq and is a predicted model, not a curated record. Gene Ontology annotation, molecular function: transmembrane transporter activity. Gene Ontology annotation, cellular component: membrane. The coding region runs from base 1 to 1647 and encodes 548 amino acids.
AUGUUCUCCGCCCUCAGAACAGAAGAGGGACUCGGCGAGGAGCUUGAAGAUGGCCAACCCACCGCAACCUACUAUACGCUCGAUGAGGAGCGUCGUCGUGCACUCGCCAAUGUCGAUAAUGCCAACUUCAGCUGGUUUCACGUAAAGGUGUCUAUAGUCACAGGCGUCGGCUUUUUUACGGACGCUUACGAUAUUUUCGCCAUCAGCAUCGCGGCGCAAAUGCUGGGCUACCUAUAUGGCGGGAAUGGAUCUGGUCUAUCACGCGCCCUGACCCAAAAUCAGGCACUCGGCGUGAAGGUCGCGACCCCCAUUGGAAGCAUCUUCGGCCAACUGGUAUUUGGUUGGUUAGCAGACUUGGUAGGCCGUAAGCGAAUGUACGGGAUAGAGCUCAUGGUCAUAAUUGUUUCGACUUUCAGUCAAGCUGUCGCCGGUCAGGCCGAGGCUGUAAACAUACUGGGUGUCAUUGUUGUCUGGAGGUUCAUUAUGGGCGUUGGUAUUGGUGGCGACUAUCCCCUCUCUGCCGUCAUCUCCUCCGAGUUCGCCUCCACACGCAACCGUGGCCGGCUUAUGACGGCUGUCUUCGCCAAUCAAGGAUGGGGUCAGCUCACCAGCUCUAUCGUUUCAUACAUCGCCGUCGUUUCCGGGAAGCAGGCACUUCUGGGCGACAGUGUCAACAACAUGAAAUCCAUUGACUAUAUGUGGCGUUUAAUCAUCGGUCUCGGCUGCGUUCCCGGUGUCAUCGCCCUCUACUUCCGGUUGACCAUCCCCGAGACGCCCCGUUUUACCAUGGACAUCGAGCGCAACCUCCGGCAGGCCGUGCUGGACAUCGAUAACCUCCUCAUAAGGGACUCCUACUGGGUCGACCCCGACAUUGCCGUGCAGCGUGUGAAUGCACCCAAAAGAUCCAAUCGCGACUUCUUCCAUUAUUUUAGCAAGUGGGAGAACGCACGUCAGUUGGUGGGCUGCGCGUACUCCUGGUUCGCUCUUGAUAUCGCAUUUUACGGUCUCAUAUUGAACAACAACACCAUCUUGACUUCGAUUCCCAGCGUUACUUGCGACAACACAGAAUGUGUAUAUCACGAACUCCGCAAAAUCUGCAUCGGCAACAUCAUCCUUUCCGUCGCUGGACUCAUUCCCGGCUACUGGAUGACCUUCUUGUUCAUCGACAGAUGGGGCCGCAAGCCGAUUCAGCUCAUGGGCUUCAUCGUGCUCACAGCGCUGUUCAUCAUCAUGGGGUUCGGAUAUGAGGCGCUGAUGAAGACAGGCCCGGGUCAAAAGGCGUUCAUUUUCCUCUACUGCUUGGCAAAUUUCUUUUGGAACUUCGGGCCAAACACGACGACGUUCAUCAUCCCCGGCGAGGCGUUCCCGACACGCUACCGCUCAACUGCGCACGGCAUCUCCGCAGCGAGCGGUAAGUUCGGCGCGGUCAUCUCGCAGGUCGGCUUUGGUUUGUUGGCGAGCAAAGGCGGGGCUCCGGGGAGUGACGUCUAUCUGGGUCAUGUUCUCGAGAUCCUCGCACUCUUCAUGGUGACAGGCGUGUUCUCCACGCUGCUCAUCAAGGAGACGAACCAGCGGACACUCGAGGAGAUCUCGAACGAGGACCAGAGGGGCUUUGUGCGCGGCACCGUCCCUCUGGCACAAUUGUAG